Messenger RNA from Chelmon rostratus (copperband butterflyfish), 2154 nucleotides. RefSeq lists its product as uncharacterized. Bases 1531 to 2151 code for a protein of 206 amino acids. NCBI's taxonomy places the organism in Eukaryota, Metazoa, Chordata, Actinopteri, Chaetodontiformes, Chaetodontidae. Gene Ontology annotation, cellular component: mitochondrion. Gene Ontology annotation, molecular function: protein-lysine N-methyltransferase activity. The transcript has 5 exons. The record is from RefSeq and is a predicted model, not a curated record. Gene Ontology annotation, biological process: peptidyl-lysine trimethylation; positive regulation of proton-transporting ATP synthase activity, rotational mechanism; regulation of mitochondrial ATP synthesis coupled proton transport.
UGGGGUGGCGGUCAGGUAGGCAGCACGAACAUGUCCGUCUGCACAAAGUUAGGGUUCGUGUUCGACACGUGCACCAAAGCUGGACCCUUCUCGUGCGCAUUUAACUCAUAAGUAGGUUAAUCAUUGGCUCGUUCGUUCACUUCUAAAUGUUUUGCACCGACUUCAUCCAGAAUCUGAAAUCCUCGAAAAAAUCUGUUGUUUGAGUUGAAUCCGCUUCGGGAUCGUUGGUGGUGGGGGAGCGCCUGUUUUCCAGGCCGAGAGCAAAAUGUUUUGGUCGUUUAUUUAUAAGCAGAGCUGUCGUUUCAGAUAGUUUCAGUACACGACCAUGGCGUGGUAAACAAAACUUUUCUAGAGGUUUCUGCAGGGUGAAAAGGCCGCUGUGGCACCAUCUGCUGUUGGAAGAGGUGCGCUGGUAGUUUUUAAAGGCUGCCAUGUGCUCAAUGAUUAACAAAGCAAUACUGGCAGAAAUCAAAUUACUGCUGCUACAGAAGCAUGCUGACCUCCUGAUACUGAAGCUAUAUCUGUUCAUAAGUUAUUAUCCAGAGCGAGCUCGUCCUAUUUAAAUUUCCCAGCUUUCCAAAUGAAAUUCAACAGUCUGAGACAUCCAGAUGACAGAUGUUUCUACAAAAUGAUUUCUGGCAUAAAUUUAACACAGAGUAUGGCCUUUAAAAAUGUAGAAGUGCUUUGUAUGUAUACACCUAUAAUGAAUUUUUCAUAUAAUCAUGGCUAUGAGGAAGGAUCCUCUACAAACUGGAUGGUGACUGGUUUCUAUACAAAACAUCAACAAGUCUAUUUUGUGCGUUGAACACUUUAGACCAAUAGACUGGCUGAUAUAACCUACCAAUAUUGUUUUCUAUUUAAGAAAUUUACAUUGUCUUCAUUACAUAGUUUGUCAACCUGAGAGCACUGGUUCAUUUAUCCACUGUAAAAGGUUUCACCUUAUAAUGAGACUGAACUGAUGUUUUGUUUCAUAGAGUUCAUGUUAGCUGAUCUACAUCAUCUUCUGUUCACAUAGACGCUUGUUUGCUGGCAACAUUUAACAUUAUUUCUAAUUCACCAAAGAAAUACGCUGAUUUAAGAGCUUUUAUUUGUGCAAGCUGACCUUCAACGAAUUGUACAGUUUGUACAGUCUCACCCAUGCUUGUCACUGUUUUUCAUGAAUGUAGCUAGGUAGCUAGCCCGUUGGCUAGCUAUGUAAGCCUUAUGCAUCCCACCUGUUGAGCUGUGAUUGGUUGGCCGCCAUCAAUGAGUGCUACACAGUUAUCACAAAAAUAAAACAAACAUAAAUGAUCCUUAUCAGAAAUGUUUAUGUAUUUCUAUCUUUCUGUCAUCAUUCUAUGCUGCAUCGAUAUCGUAGAUUUUUUUUAAGUAAUCAAGUAUCAUUAUUGGUCGUGACCUCAAUAAUCCAGCAUCGGUCGGGCUGGACAGUCAUUCAGACAUAUUUCACAAUGGAAUAGUAACAUUUUUUACAGGCUGCAGUAAUAUCUCCCCUCACUCGCUGUAUCUUAACCAUAUUGGUGACAGUUUGCAAUGGAGGACUCCAUUGAGGUCAUUCUGCAAGACCAUGGCAGGGUCCUGUCCACCAGCAGACCCCACCCCUUCCUGUCGGCCUGCCUGGGCGCUCUGCUCACAGGCCUGUAUGGAGUAUGGAGCAUGUUUGUUAUGCCUGGCUUUCGAAAAAUCCCGUGGAGCCUCAAGGUUCCUUAUUUGCCCUCCAGUAAAGAUCAAACACUGAACAUCAUGAAGCUGCUUGAGGGCCGAACAGGUCUCUUAGCAGAUCUGGGAUCAGGAGAUGGAAGAGUGGUGUUUGCCGCCUCUUCUGUUGGUUUUCAGUGCACAGGCUUUGAGAUUAAUGGUGUUUUAGUGGCCUAUGCCAGGGGUAAGGCCCGCUGGAAAGGAGUGCCCUCCGGCCAGACUGAUUUAUCUGUGUACAACAAUGUGACAGCUUUCCUUGCUCCAGGAGUGAUGGGGGUCCUGGGUGAGAAGCUGUUGAAAGAGCUUCCUAAUGAUGCGCGAGUCGUUGCCUGUCGUUUUCCUUUCCCCAACUGGCCGCAGCAGUCAUCCGUCGGCUCCGGUCUCGACCAGACUUUUGCUUAUGACAUUGGCAGUGUGCGCUCGCACCUGAGAAAAGUACGCAACGCGGUGGUGUAAUAA